This is a messenger RNA of Cuscuta campestris, 2084 nucleotides long. NCBI's taxonomy places the organism in Eukaryota, Viridiplantae, Streptophyta, Magnoliopsida, Solanales, Convolvulaceae. The record is from the annotation of a GenBank genome assembly.
GACGGACGGCCCGGGCUGGUAUACUUUAAAUUGGGCUGGUUAAAACUCCAGCCCACAUUCCCACUCAGCCCAAAAAUGUAGCCUAGUUCUUCGUCUCUUACACACAAGUGCCACACCUAGCUCGUCUUCUUCUUCUCCAGCCUCCAACUCGCCGUUUUUCCCUUCGCCGGCGAGCAGCGCACCAGGUUGUUCUAUUGAUUACGCACCAUGACAAAAAGGGACAGUGCUUUACAAGACACAUCUAAAGACCCUGCUACUGAGGAUGAAACUGUCUCAAGUGAUGGUGGAAGUGAAUCAAGUGAUGAUUUCCAUCCAGAAGUUGAUGAGAGUUACUCAUCUGAAAAUGAGGAUAGUCUUGCCUCAAGCAAUGAUGAUGAUACCUCUAGUGAGGACAAUUUAACUAGUAUUGUGAGUCACAGUGAAGAGAAUGAUAGUGGAAAUGAUGACUCCCAUCUAGAAGUUGAGAAAAGCGACUCAUCUGAAGAUGAGGGUGGUUUUGACUCAAGUAAUAAAUCUAAUAAUGGUAACGAUACCUCUAUUAAGAAUAAUGUAACUGGUGCUAUGAGUCAUAGUCAAGAAGAUGAUGGUGGAAGCGAUGACUCCCGUCCAGAAGUUGAGGAGAGUGACUCGUCUGAAGAUGAGGUUGCUCCUCGCAAUACUGUAGGAGAUGUUCCGUUGAAGUGGUACAAAGAUGAGGAACAUAUAGGAUAUGAUCUUGCAGGGAUGAAGAUCAAGAAGAAAGAGAAACAAGACAAAUUAGAUUCGUUCCUAGCCAGUGCUGAUGACUCCAAAAAUUGGCGUAAGAUCUAUGAUGAAUAUAAUGAUGAAGAAGUGGAGCUGACAAAGGAAGAGGUCAAAAUGAUACGCAGGAUGAUAAAAGGAAAGGCUCCCCAUGCUGGGUUCGAUCCUUAUGCGCCUUACGUUGACUGGUUUGCCUGGGACGGUGCAAACCAUCCACUUUCAAAUGCCCCAGAACCAAAGAGACGCUUUAUUCCUUCAAAGUGGGAGAGGAAAAAGGUUGUUAAGUUAGUGCGUUUAAUAAGAAAGGGGCUAAUAAAAUUUGAUGACAAGCCGAAAGAAGAACCAAGAUUCUAUCGUUUGUGGGGAGAUGAUUCUAGUUCUGUGGAAAGACAUGGAUUAGCUUAUAUUCCUGCUCCAAAAACUAAGCUACCAGGUCAUGAGGAAUCGUACAACCCCUCGUUGGAAUAUAUCCCAACUGAAGACGAGAUCAAAUCAUAUGAACUUAUGUUUGAGGAGGAUCGGCCUAAAUUCAUUCCAAAACAGUUUACUUCCUUGAGAAGCGUUCCAGCUUAUGACAAAACCGUCAAGGAAACAUUUGAUCGAUGUUUGGAUCUUUAUCUAUGCCCCAGAGCUCGUAAAAAGAGGCUUAAUAUUGAUCUUGAAUCUUUGAAACCAAAGAUGCCAAGUCGUAAGGAUCUCAGACCUUACCCAACUACUUGUUAUCUCGAGUAUAAAGGUCACAAAGGUCCAGUUAACUCAAUUUGUACAGAACCUAGCGGGCAAUGGAUUGCUUCUGGUUCUAGCGAUGGAACUGUGCGUUUAUGGGAGGUUGAAACGGGAAGAUGUGCAAGGAUAUGGGAGUUUGAUGAAGCAGUUCAGCUUGUUUCCUGGAAUCCUGUGCCCAGUCUUCCUAUUCUGGCAGUCGCCAUUGGAUUAGAUGUAUACCUUUUGAACACUGGCCUUGGGAAUGAAGAGGGACAACAGAAGGUUGAAGAACUUUUGUGUGCUCAGAAACCACCAGCAACAGAUGACCAUGAGAACAACUCUUCCAUUGUGAGCUGGUCUAAGGAUGAUAAGCAUGGAGGAGUCAGGUUAAAGCACACUAAGAAUGUUACAUCUGUUGAGUGGCACCGUAAAGGAGACUAUUUCUCAACACUUACACCGUCUGAUAUCCUUUUUUUAAUGAAACUAAAUUCUCAAUUUGAGCUCACAGUGGAUUUCUUUUGGCAGCAGAAUAUACACAUAUCAUUUAUAAGCGAAUGCACUGAGUUUCUGAAUUCAUGAGAUUCAUGCAUCUCUUCUUCGUCAUUUGCAUCCAUUAAGAUUAAAGGAAAGUCAUUUUG